Molecule: messenger RNA, 1880 nt
Organism: Myotis brandtii (Brandt's bat)
Lineage: Eukaryota; Metazoa; Chordata; Mammalia; Chiroptera; Vespertilionidae
Gene: TBX5
Product: T-box 5
Exons: 9
Coding region: 79-1638 (519 amino acids)
Biological process (GO): regulation of transcription by RNA polymerase II; cardiac left ventricle formation; pattern specification process
Cellular component (GO): nucleus
Molecular function (GO): RNA polymerase II cis-regulatory region sequence-specific DNA binding; DNA-binding transcription factor activity, RNA polymerase II-specific
Source: RefSeq, a predicted model, not a curated record
GGGUGAUCUCCAGGUCUGGGUUUGAGAGUCCUGUUGUGAUCGCUGGACCCUGCGCGGUCACAGGGCCCCGGGCACACCAUGGCCGACGCAGACGAGGGCUUUGGCCUGGCGCACACACCCCUGGAACCUGACUCAAAGGAUCUCCCCUGUGACUCAAAGCCAGAGAGCACGCUAGGGGCCCCCAGCAAGUCCCCAUCGUCCCCACAGGCCGCCUUCACCCAGCAGGGCAUGGAAGGGAUCAAGGUGUUUCUCCACGAAAGAGAGCUGUGGCUGAAAUUCCACGAAGUGGGCACGGAGAUGAUCAUAACCAAGGCGGGCAGGCGGAUGUUUCCCAGUUACAAAGUGAAGGUGACUGGCCUUAAUCCCAAAACGAAGUACAUUCUCCUCAUGGACAUCGUCCCCGCUGACGACCACAGAUACAAGUUUGCAGAUAAUAAAUGGUCGGUGACUGGCAAAGCGGAGCCCGCCAUGCCGGGCCGCCUGUACGUGCACCCAGACUCGCCGGCCACCGGGGCGCAUUGGAUGCGGCAGCUGGUCUCCUUCCAGAAACUCAAGCUCACCAACAACCACCUGGACCCGUUCGGGCAUAUUAUUCUAAAUUCCAUGCACAAAUACCAGCCCAGAUUACACAUCGUGAAAGCCGACGAAAAUAAUGGAUUUGGCUCAAAAAAUACUGCUUUCUGCACCCACGUCUUUCCUGAGACGGCGUUUAUCGCGGUGACUUCCUACCAGAAUCACAAGAUCACCCAGUUAAAGAUCGAGAACAAUCCCUUCGCCAAAGGCUUCCGGGGCAGCGACGAUAUGGAACUGCACAGAAUGUCAAGAAUGCAAAGUAAAGAAUAUCCCGUGGUUCCCAGGAGCACAGUGAGACAGAAAGUGGCCUCCAACCACAGCCCUUUCAGCAGUGAGCCUCGAGCUCUCUCCACCUCAUCCAACUUGGGGUCCCAGUACCAGUGCGAGAAUGGUGUGUCAGGACCCUCCCAGGACCUUCUGCCCCCACCCAAUCCGUACCCACUGCCCCAGGAGCACAGCCAGAUUUACCAUUGCACCAAGAGGAAAGCAGAUGAAGAAUGCUCUACCGCAGACCAUCCCUACAAGAAGCCCUACAUGGAGACAUCGCCCAGUGAAGAAGACCCAUUCUAUCGCCCCAGCUACCCCCAGCAGCAGGGCCUGAGUGCCUCCUACAGGACAGAGUCAGCCCAGCGCCAGGCCUGCAUGUAUGCCAGCUCCGCGCCGCCCAGCGAGCCUGUGCCCAGCCUGGAGGACAUCAGCUGCAACACGUGGCCCAGCAUGCCUUCCUACAGCAGCUGCACGGUCACCACCGUGCAGCCCAUGGACAGGCUACCCUACCAACACUUCUCGGCUCACUUCACCUCGGGGCCUCUGGUGCCCCGGCUGGCUGGCAUCGCCAACCACGGCUCCCCCCAGCUCGGGGAGGGGAUGUUCCAGCACCAGACCUCCGUGGCCCACCAGCCUGUGGUCAGGCAGUGUGGGCCUCAGACUGGCCUGCAGUCCCCUGGCGGCCUGCAACCAUCUGAGUUCCUCUACUCCCAUGGCGUGCCAAGGACCCUGUCCCCACACCAGUACCACUCGGUGCAUGGGGUUGGCAUGGUGCCAGAGUGGAGCGAGAAUAGCUAAAGCGAAGCCUGCUUCCUUAACAGACAUUUGCUAGAGAGAGAGGAGAGAGAGAGAGAGAAAGAGAGAGAGAGAGAGAGAGCAGGAGAGAGACAGUAGCCGAGAGAACCCCACAGACAAGGUAUUUCAUUUCACCCCACAUUCAUGCCUGCACUUGAGACCCCCAGACACUGAUCUAAUCAGUAGCCUGAAACCACAGUUCAAAAAAUGUGACUUUGUCAUUUCGUCUCAAAACUUAAAAAAAA